This is a messenger RNA of Prorocentrum cordatum, 1384 nucleotides long. Lineage: Eukaryota; Dinophyceae; Prorocentrales; Prorocentraceae. The record is from the annotation of a GenBank genome assembly.
CUGGUCAGCUCGUGCAAGUUACACGGGGAUCGUGCUCGCGUCCCGGCGCCAGCUGCCUCCUCCGUCGGGCCAGGGGCGCCCAGACCUCUCCCAGGGCGCACUUCGGCAGUAGAAAAGGAAUCAGAGUGGUUCGUGUGGGGUCCGACCCCUGUCCGCCCUCUCGACGCUGGCGUUCCCGUGUACAACACAUGCAGUAUUGCUCGACAUGUGUUUCGCAUGGGCAAGUGUUUCUCCGCAUGGGUGACGUCAUACGAGGUUUUCUGAUGAAGCCUUGAAUAUCACAAACUGGUAUUUCAAAAAAUGGAUCCACGAGCUAAAGCAUAGUGCCAACAUGUGAUCCCGCCACUGAAGAUUCAAUCCUGAGCUCUUCAUAGAUGGCCUGCCGUAGGGAGUUGUCAGGACAAGUCUGCGUUGUGCUGUGAAGUUAGCACCUGAGCAGAAUUCGGUCUGGACGUUUCUUUUCUUAUAUCAACACGCUGCCGGCCGUAGCGUCCUUAUACAGCAGUCCUGUCCCCUAUAGCCUUGGGAUCAAAUGCUUCAGGGUAAGGAUCGUCAGCUUGUAGGGCUAUGACCAUGCCGAACAUCAACUGGCUGCGGGUGCAAAAUUGCUCCUUUGGUGGAAGAUCCUUCUCGACCUCCGCGAUUUCUUCUGGGGUCAGUUCGAAAGCGCUGCAGAAGCGCAGCACGCCAGAAACGCCUGAAAGACCAUCAGGCCGCAAAGGCAACACCAUUUGCCCCUUCGGGUAUGUACCAUCUACAGCUGUCAAACCAAAACGCUUUGAACUGUCCCAACCAAAACGGCUAUAAUAGGUUGGAUGCCCCAGCAGCACAACAGCUUCAUAUCCCUUUUCACGAGCACGCGAGAUUGCCUCUUCAAUAAGUUUUGUUCCAAGGCCUUGUCCCUGCAAUUCUGGUGCAACACAAAUGGGGCCGAAGGCAGCAAUGAGACAAGACUCGUGCCCUUCCACCGCAGCUCUGCUGCCAGCAAGGUACGCAACCACUUCGCCUUCAAUAACUCCCACCAACUGAAGAUCAGUAAUGACAUCGGGAUGUUCUCGAAGCUUUCUUACUGCUACAUGCUCUUCACAUCCUGGCUGAUACAGAUUCCAAAACGCCUCUCGGACAAGUGCAUCAACUGCUUCAGUGUCAGCUGGUUCCUCUCUUCGGAUUAACAUCUCACUCAUUCGCUGAAGAUACCUCGACGACAAAGUUCCUGAAAAGCCAGAAAAUAUUUAUAAUGAUUCACCACCUGCUUGUCAGCUUGCACUGGGACGGGAAAGGCCUCUUGCAACUCAAGCAGAAAUCGCUGCUUGAAAAUGGCCUAAGCCGAAACUCCCACAUGGAGCUUAUAACCGGUUGCUCGAACGUACUGUGUGUAAGCAUG